AUGAUUGAAGGUGUGAAGUUCUAUGGCAGUCCACUUCAACCACGACAGCCCAAAGAACGGCCGAUGGCCUUUGGAAGGAGGCGUGGAGCGGAGCUGAAGGAGGAGUGGGCGAAGAUCCCAGCCGAUGUGGAUGUGCUGCUGACCCACACGCCACCGGCCACCAUUUUGGAUGUCUCGCCCUACACUGGAAAGCCAAUAGGCUGUGAAGAGCUGCUAAAGGCUCUAACCAAAAAGGCUCCUGCGGUGCAUGUCUUUGGGCAUGUGCACAACGGUUAUGGAAGCCUUGCCAAGCCGAAGACCCUUUUCAUCAAUGCCUCCACCGCCGUCGAGCGCCGGGGGGCGCAGGGCACCAUCAACCCACCGGUCUCUUUUUGGGUACAGAAGAAGGCAGAUCGGAAAGGAAGCUCGGCAGGCAUGCUCAUCACAGCAGCCGCACCCUGA
This is a messenger RNA of Durusdinium trenchii, 441 nucleotides long. NCBI's taxonomy places the organism in Eukaryota, Dinophyceae, Suessiales, Symbiodiniaceae. The record is from the annotation of a GenBank genome assembly.